Molecule: messenger RNA, 1383 nt
Organism: Ustilaginoidea virens
Lineage: Eukaryota; Fungi; Ascomycota; Sordariomycetes; Hypocreales; Clavicipitaceae
Exons: 2
Coding region: 1-1383 (460 amino acids)
Biological process (GO): actin filament polymerization
Cellular component (GO): cytoplasm; actin filament
Molecular function (GO): actin binding; microtubule binding
Source: RefSeq, a predicted model, not a curated record
AUGUCAGCGCCCCAUCGUGGGCUGCCGCCGCCAGCAGCAAUGGCCCUUCCCCCUCAGCAUGCCCCGACUUCCGCCGUCCCGCCUCCACCACAGCACGGUCAUCAGCCGCCUCCUCCGCCUCCUCCAAGUCAGGGCGCUGCUGCUCCCCAUCCGCCGCCACCACCGCCGCCGCCGCCUCCUCUUUCUCAUCCCCUUCCUCCUUCGCAACAGGGUCAGCCAUGCACAGCGUUGCCUCCUCCUCCUCCCCAGCAAUGGCAUGGAUCCGAGGAAGCCAUGAGAAACUGGUUGCAAGCCAAGGCGGAAGAAGAAAAGACGAGGCAAGAAGGACUUCGGUUGGAGCAGAGAAGAGUGGAAAUGGACAUGCUGAGGGAUUCACUCCGGGGUGGUAUCCCGCCACCCAUGAUUCCUCUGGUCUUUGCCGGGAUGGCAUCUGGCGGGACUUUGCCGCAGGCAGCACUGGAUUGGGCUCAACAUUUCUUCCCGCCGUCACAGACUCAUCAUCUGCAGCUUCUGCCGGCUCAAAGGCAGCCUUCUCCAGAGACUCAUCAAAGAGAAGGCCUCGUGCAAGGACAAGCGACGGGGCAAUAUCCCUCGGGAGCAAGCCAGCAAAUCCCCCCUCCAGGCUCCGGGGGCUACGGUCCAUAUCCUGGCUCACCGUCCAGACCACGAGGACAAACCGUGAGCGGCGUCGUUGGCCGAGCAGCUGGUGAUGGUCUUGUUGUCGUUGGCGGCGGAGGCGGCGGAGGCGGCGGCGGCAGUGGUGGUGCAGGUGGAAGUCUGCCCCAUGGUGGCCAACCUGCUGGAGCGCCGUACGGUCCACAGGCUCAUUUGCGCACGCAGUCGGCACAGCAGGAGACGAGCCCAGGCCUGUAUUUCCAUCAUUGGCAACCACCCGCGACGCAAUUGGGGGGCGGCAGCAGCUCCAACCGACCGGGGACCCCAUCCGGAGAGUCGAGCAAGAAGCGCAAAGCUCUGGGACCACCACAGCCUGGAGGAACCCCCGGCGGGCAGCCACUUCGAUCUCCGCCACCGUUUAUUCAAAGCACCUUUGCCAACCCGCCACCUGGCCGUAAAGGCGGGCACAAACGCCAGAGGAGCGAUGUUUCGUGGUAUCGGCCUCAAGGGUAUCAUGUAGAGGAGUCGGAACGGGCGCCGCGACCGGUGACGCCGAUUCGAGAUGUCAAGGCGGAGUUUUCCCGAGAACGAUAUGUUGCGGACCCGAGCAGACAUUCGGUGUCGACGCUGCUCUCGCACGAGACGGAAACGUCGAGGUCGCAUUACCCCAUGUCCCACGACCACGAUCGGUCACUGCCUCGACGCCGGGAACACGAAGGAUCGCAUCGGGAGCGAAUGUCGCCUGCCCGAGAUGCGGACCAGGCGUGA